CUGAGCUUUGGGCUGUGUAUCUUUGCUCCCGCCUUGCUAUUUGCUGAUAAGAAUGGGAAUGGGGUGGAUGAUACAAUGAACUGAAUGAGCGCAGUUUGAAAAUCUCAUGUACUGGGAUACCGGAGCAUAGUAAAGCAACUCGGUUUCUUUCAUAUUGCUGCCAGUUAGGCAGCUGAAGGGAAAGCGAUACGAGGAGGGAGCGAUAAACACAGACUGUUGGCAAAGAACGUGUUCACUGACGGAAGAAGGCUUGAGACCAAUUGGAAACCACAAUUCAAGCUGAUCCUUCAGUACAAUAAUGUGUUAAUUGGAAGGUUGCUGACCAGCUUCCCUGGGUACCGCUGGUGAUGCAAGUUUGUUUUGCCUGAAGAUGGAAACACUUGAAUCUGAAUUAACCUGCCCAAUUUGUCUGGAGCUAUUUGAAGAUCCUCUGCUCUUACCGUGUGCCCACAGCUUGUGUUUUAACUGCGCCCACCGGAUCCUCGUUUCUCACUGCACCUCCAACGAGACGAUCCAAUCGAUUGCUGCCUUCCAGUGUCCGACCUGCCGAUAUGUUAUCUCUUUGAACCAUCGCGGCUUGGAGGGCUUGAAGCGGAAUGUAACUCUGCAAAACAUCAUUGAUCGCUUUCAGAAAGCCUCGCUGAGUGGACCCAACUCCCCCAGUGAAUGUCGCCGUGACCGGCCGUACAAGGAUCCUGUCACCAUGUCCUCUGAGAGGGUUCAGUGCCAGUUCUGUGAGCAAGAGCCACCACGAGAUGCCAUCAAGACUUGUGUGACCUGUGAGGUCUCCUACUGUGACCGGUGCCUCCGGGCCACCCACCCCAACAAGAAGCCGUUCACUGGCCACCGGUUGAUUGAGCCCAUUCCGGACUCUCACCUCCACGGACUGAUGUGUCUGGAGCAUGAAGAUGAAAAGGUGAAUAUGUACUGUGUCACGGAUGAUCAGCUGAUCUGUGCCUUAUGCAAACUUGUAGGACGCCACCGGGAGCACCAGGUUUCCUCACUGAGUGAUAGAUAUGACAAACUUAAGCAAGCAUUGGAAACUAAUCUUGCGAAUUUGGUGAAGAGGAACACAGAGUUGGAGUCACAGAUGGGGAGACUCAUUCAAAUCUGCCAACAGGUGGAGGUAAACACUGCAAUACAAGAGAACAAACUAAAAGAGGAAUGUGAUGAGCUGAUGGACAUUAUUAGGCAAAGGAAGCAGAUCAUUGCUGUGAAAAUCAAAGAGGGAAAGGUUAUGAAGUUGAGAAAACUAGCACAGCAGAUAGCAAAUUGCCGGCAAUGCUUGGAGCGGUCAGGGUCUCUCAUCAGUCAAGCAGAACACAGCCUGAAGGAGAAUGAUCAUGCACGCUUUUUACAAACAGCCAAAAAUGUAACAGAAAGGGUUGCUAUGGCAACAGCAUCUUCUCAAGUUCUGAUUCCAGACAUUAACUUGAAUGAAGCUUUUGAAAAUUUUACCUUAGAUUUUUCAAGGGAGAAGAAAUUACUUGAAAGCUUGGAUUAUCUUACUGCCCCAAAUCCUCCAAGCAUUCGAGAAGAGCUCUGCACAGCAUCUCAUGACACAAUUACUGUUCAUUGGACCUCAGAAGAUGAAUUCAGCAUCGUUUCCUAUGAGUUGCAGUACACUAUCUUCACUGGACAAGCAAAUUUUAUCAGUUUGUACAAUUCCAUUGACAGUUGGAUGAUUGUCCCCAACAUUAAGCAAAACCAUUACACUGUGCAUGGACUUCAGGCUGGGACAAGGUAUAUCUUUAUUGUGAAGGCAAUCAACCAGGCAGGCAGUCGCAUAAGUGAACCGACCAGAUUGAAAACUAAUAGCCAACCAUUCAAACUAGAUCCCAAAACAGCUCACAAGAAAUUGAAGCUUUCCAACGAUGGCCUGGCUAUGGAACGGGAUGAGAAUUCUAUGAAGAAGAGCCACACACCCGAGCGCUUUAGCAGCCAAGGGAGCUAUGGGGCACUGGGGAAUGUAUACAUUGACAGUGGCUGCCAUUACUGGGAGGUUCUACUUGGUGGAUGCACAUGGUAUUCCAUUGGCAUUUCAUAUAAAUCAGCCCCAAAGAAUGAGUGGAAUGGAAAGAAUUCAUCGUCCUGGGUAUUCUGUCGCUGCAAUAACACAUUUGCUGUCAGACACAGUGGCAAAGAGAUGUCAGUGGCUGCUAGCCAUCAGCUACGAAGGCUUGGUGUUCUUCUCGACUACGAUGGUAACACGUUAUCAUUCUACGAUGCCAUGAACGUGCACCAUCUGCACACGUUUGACAUUUCUUUUGCUCUACCUGUGUGCCCCACAUUCACAAUCUGGAACAAAUCAUUAAUGAUCCUGUCAGGGCUCCCUGUCCCGGACCCAUUAGACUGCUUGGAGCAGCAGCAGGAAUGCAUUUGUAGACCCCAGGAAUCUCCUUAUACGUCAGGGACAAAAGUCAGUCAAUAAAGGCCAGACUGAAAUGUAACUGACCCAUCCACUAUUCCCCAAAAAAAGCAUUAUUCCAGGUAGGGCUAGACUAUGCAUUGUGCCCUCUCAAGGUAGCACAAGAGCUGCCUUACUCAGAAUGACUACUAUUAAAUUGAAUUUAUAAAUUAUUUAUGAUAAUUAUGUUCACAAUUUAUCAUUAGAGAGAGAUUGUAUUCCAGAAAAUGCACUUUCAAGACAUGCUUUUAGAUUAUGGAAAGUUGUUUUUAAUAUGUCAAGGCUGGAAGAAGAUAAUUUAAAUAGAUCUGAAGGUUCGGCUUCAGUUUCUAGAAGCUCAUGUAUUGUACAUUAGACACACCUAAAUCUAGCAUCUGAAGAAAGUUGUUAUUCUUGUUUGCUGAGACUAUAAUCUGCAACACAGAGGGAGAGCUUCUCACAAUGAAAGGAGAAUAACUCCACCCUGCAUGUCGCAGUAGAACAGUCACCAUAAAGAGAGAAUCCCCAGCUGCUGUUAAAUGACUAAAAUGGUGUGCAGAGAACAGAAACAGCAAGCAUGUUUAGACAGUGCCUCAAAAGAAGAACCUAAUUCUAUCAAGAAAUUUGUCCUGAUGUAUUUCAUGGAUUCAUUAUAUUGUCAUCUUGUUGUUAUUGUUUGUGAAUGAAAGGAAUUCCAUUCAAGGCUCUGUAUUAAAACAAUUAUGUUGAUAUAUGGAACUUUAACUAGUGUGUGUAAUGUUAAAAAUGGUAUAAAUAUUUAAUGACAAAGUGUUUGGUGGUUCUUCACCCAUUUGAAAAGAUGAAUUAUUUUCUUAGCUGCUACUAUUUUUGAAAAUGGAAGAAAUUUCACUGCAAUGUAGAAAUGAUACUAGUUCCAAAUGGAAUGGAAUAUAUUAAAGGGUGGAGUCUAAAAUUGAGACAGUCGUGAGAAUAAAAAUCAAACGAAGUCUGUCGUCCAGCCCUUCAGGCAACACGGGCAGCUUUCCCAUUUGGUAAAUUUGCUCCCUCCUCCUUCAUCCACAUUCAUGUCACAAGGAAACAUUCAUUCACCUUUAUAUCAUCAGGGCCCCAGGAACACAUGUCCUUUAGAUUCAAAACUAAUGGGGAAAAACAAGACACAUCCUCUAAAUUGAAUUGUUGGGGGAAACAAAAGCAUGUACAACACCAUUAAACCAGCAGGCAUUUUAUCAUAAAUUCAUAAGCAUUCCGCACUCAAUCAGAGAUCAGUGCCCAGCCAAAUAUGCAAGAAAUGAAACUGUAUUAACAGCGACAGUACAAUGGCUCAAUGGUUAGCACUGCUGUCUCAACACCCAGGACCUGGGUUCAAUUCCAGUCUUGGGCAAGCAUUUGUGUGAAGUUUGCACAUUCUCUCCAUAUGUGUGUGGAUUUCAGCCAGAGGGCUCUAGUUUCCACUCAUGUGCAGGUUAGGUGGAUUGGCUGUGCUAAAAUUGUUUAUCUUGCCCAGGGAUGUGCAGACUAGGUAGAUUAGCCAUUGUAAAUGUGAGGUUACGGGCAAAGAGAAGGACAGUGUGUGUGGUGAGCUGGUCUUCGGGGAGUUGUUGCAGGCUCGAUCGGCUCUUUCUGCACUAUGGUGAUACUAUGAUUAAAAUAUAAUUUAUGUUAAUAAAUGUGAUGUCAGCUCUAGACUUAACAUGACAUUAUAUACUUAAAGCAGGUACACAAAUGUAGAGACACAAAAGCUCCUAUACAUGUAACACGCUGGAGAUGUAAAGAUAGAAAAUGGCAAUUUAAUGCACGGAAAUGAUUUGUUCAGGUUUUUAUAAUUUUAAAAAAGGGUCCCAUUG
Molecule: messenger RNA, 4212 nt
Organism: Chiloscyllium plagiosum (whitespotted bambooshark)
Lineage: Eukaryota; Metazoa; Chordata; Chondrichthyes; Orectolobiformes; Hemiscylliidae
Source: RefSeq, a predicted model, not a curated record